CGACGCGGAUGAACAACAGAGACCCUCCACAUCUAACCACCUGGCUCGGGCUCAGCUUCCUCUUCUCCCUUCAUUUCCCUCCGCUGCUCUGUGAGAAUCACCUAAAGUUUGCGGAGCAGACGCUGUGGGGAGCACACAUCAGUCUCCUGGUCAGAUCUGGAGAUUGCCUUCCUGGGAAACAGACACGGGGAGUGGUUCUGGGUGGAAGGAGGAGUCUGACCGGAGUCGCAGGCCCAGGGUUCUGUUGACGAAAGCUUCGGUUGCUGCUUCCCUCUGGUGGCAACUGGUUGCCUUGCAACUCGGACCACGUGAUUUCUAGGAAAUGCACCUCCCAGGAGAAGAACUGAAACUUAGGGUGGGGACUGUAGAAAGGGGAGGAGAGAGAUCAAAAACAACCUAGAACAAGCUAAGCCUGGGACAUCCUCUGCUGCGCUCAGGAUGGCCUCAGGCAAAGCACGCUGCACCCGAAAGCUCCGGAGCUGGAUAGUGAGUCAGGUGGAAAGUGGGCAGUUCCCAGGGGUGUGCUGGGAUGACACAGCCAAGACCAUGUUCCGGAUUCCCUGGAAGCAUGCGGGCAAGCAAGACUUCCGAGAGGACCAGGAUGCUGCCAUUUUCAAGGCUUGGGCACUGUUUAAGGAAAAGCACAAAGACGGGGACAUAGGACACCCCGCUGUCUGGAAGACUCGCCUACGCUGUGCCCUCAACAAGAGUUCCGAAUUUGAGGAGGUUCCUGAGAGAGGUCGUAUGGAUGUUGCUGAACCCUACAAAGUAUAUCGAAUACUGACAGCAGGAACCCUCCCUACCCAACCACGAAACCAGAAAUCACCAUUCAAGCGACGUAUCAGCUCUGUGUCACCUGAGAGGGAAGAGAAUAAGGAAAAUGGGAGGACCAAUGGAGUUGUAAACCACUCAGACGGUGGCAACAACAUCGAUGGCAGUGGUGGUAGUGGUGGUGACAACGACAGCCGUGGCAGCAGCAGCAGCAGCAGCAGCAGCAGCAGCAGCAGCUCUGAGCUAGAGGAAGGAGCUUGCGCAAUUGAAGCCACCAUUAAAGAGGACCCAGUGUUCGUAGAGCAUCAGCCUCCUCUGAACUCAGACUUCUCGCUGCUGCUCACCUUCAUCUAUGGUGGACGAGUGGUGGGUAAGACCCAGGUGCACAGCCUAGACUGUCGGCUUGUGGCUGAGCGCUCAGACUCCGAGAGCAGCAUGGAGCAGGUGGAGUUUCCCAAACCCGACCCACUGGAGCCUACCCAGCGCCUGCUGAAUCAGCUCGAGAGAGGCAUCCUGGUGGCCAGCAAUUCCAGAGGCCUCUUUGUUCAGCGCCUUUGCCCCAUCCCCAUCUCCUGGAACGCACCCCAGGCCCCACCCGGGCCUGGCCCUCAUCUGCUGCCCAGCAAUAAGUGUGUGGAGCUCUUCAAGACCACCUACUUCUGUAGAGAUUUGGUCCAGUACUUCCAGGGCCAGGGGCCCCCACCCAAGUUCCAAGCAACCCUGCAUUUUUGGGAGGGGAGUCCAGGCUCUAACCAUACCCAAGAGAAUCUUAUCACAGUGCAGAUGGAGCAAGCCUUUGCCCGACACUUACUGGAGAAGAUUCCAGAGGAGGAGAAAGCUGCCUUGUUCCUGGUACAGCACGCAGAUCACUCACCUGCUGCUCUCGGACUCUAAUUCUUGGGUCUCCAUUAGACUGUGCUGUGUCUAGACUUGUUCUCCACACUCUUGGCCUGCCUUUGUGAUGCUUCUUAUCACGGUGGAUUAUCCAGCAUGGCCAAAGAGAAAGUGCAAGGAUAAUUUUUAUCCUUAAAUUUUCAUUUUGAGAGCCAGACUUGUGGGUGAAUAUUUGUAAUCUCACCACUUGGGAGACAGGCCAAAUGAUUAAUUAUGAGUUCAAGGACAACCUGGGAGAGAGACUUUUAUUUCCUUUUUUUUAAAGCUAUAUCCUCUUUCAUCUCUAAGGAGCUGGAAAGUUCCAAAGAGUAUGAUCUCAGAGGGAAUUUUGCUCUCUUCCCAAUCCCUAACUCUAAGUCUAAGCACUUUAUGUAUUUUUUUUCCCCUCAGUCCUCACUAGACUGAAAUAAAAUUUAGCUGGGUGAGGUAGUAUACACUUAGCACAUGUGAGACAGAGGCAGGAAGAUUGUUAGUUCAAAUUCAAGGCCAGCCUUGGUGACACUGGCUCCAAAAACAAAAUAAAAGAGAGACCAGGAUGUGAUUUGUUAGGAGAGGGUAGCAGGGGCUAGGGGAAAUUGUAAAGAUGGAGUCUAGGGUACCCAGUAUCUGGGUUCUCUAUCUCAUGGUGUUUUGGAUUCCUCUGCUUUCCUCUGCCCAUAGGACUAGCCAGAAUGCCAUAGUCUCAAACACAUGGUGAUUCUUCUGUCCCAACCUCCUGAGUGCUGGGGUUCCGGGUGUACAAUACCAUGCCUGGCCGUACCACCAUGCCUCUCUUUACUCUUCCAAUCAACCCUCCCCGCCCCCCUCUUUUUCAGACUUGACCUGGUACUUCCAGGGUAAGGGGCCCCCAAACCAAUUUUCAGGUAACCAAGAUUGAAUUGAAGUCAAUCUCUAAGAGAGGCACUGUUGCCUAUAGGCACACAGCACUAUAUAGCCUGGUGGUAAAUGAGAUUAGCUUCCAUAGGCUCACAUGCUGACUACUUGGUCCUCAGUGGAACCAUUUGGGAAUGAUUAGGAGGUGUGGCGCUGUUGGAUGAAUUGUGUCAUUGGCCAUGGGCUUUGAGGUUUCUAAAGACCCUUACAAUUCCUAGCUAACACACUCUCUUUGUGUCUCAUGCUUGUAAACCCUCAACCCCAGUAUGGUGCCUGCCUGCCUGCCUGCCUGCUGCUAUGUUCUCUGCUGUGAUGGUCAUGGACCCUAAACCUUUAGAAAUGUGAGCCCCAAAUUAAAUCUUGUCUUUUCUAAGUUGCUUUGGUCAUGGUGUGUCUACUAUAGCAUUAAGAGAGCCGCCAACUUCAUGUGGGAGAAUCUUGGCUCCACAGCUUUUUGCUAGGGGCUUUAAGAAUGUGCCGACCAAGGAAUGAUCCUUGGACUAGAAGUCUAAACCAGGAGGAGACACUGAAACUGUGGUCCAAACCUCCAGGACAUAAGAGGGGAAGGAACUGGAGGGAAGAAUUGCUGUUCUUCUUGUGUCUGCUGCUGCAAACAUUGUGGGGACAUGCUCCUUCUUGGUAGCCACUCAUAUGAGUGAAGGGUACUCCUAAAUUGGAUUCCUCUCUACUGAGCCCCAACAGAAGGCAGUCUGGCCUAGGCCAGGCAUGGUGGUUCAUGCCUAUAAUCCUAAUACUUGGGAAGUGGAGGCGGGAGGAUCAGAGUCAAGAGUUUGAGGCCUGCCUGGGCUACAUGGGAUCUUGUCUCUGUUUGCUUGUUUGUUUGUUUAUUUGUUUGUUUAAGACAGGGUCUCACAGUAUAGCCUAGGUAGUCCUGAACCUCACUGUAGACCAGGCUGACCUGGAACUCAGAACCUGCUUGCCUCUGACACCAAGUCAGCUUGACCCUGUCUUGAAACAAAAGGAUAGCCAUGUUCUGGCACCCUAUUCACUGAAGCUUGAGUGCCUACUUGGUGUUUGUUUGUUUGGGGUUUUUGACAGGGUUUCUCUAUGUAACUUUGGCUGUCUUGGAACUCGGAUUUGUAGAUGAGGCUGGCCUCCAACUAACAGAGAUCUGCUUGUCUUUGCCUGCAGAGUGCUGAGAUUAGAGGUGUUCAUCACCAGCAGCCAAUGCUUUUUAUUGACUGACACUCUUGUUAUUCCAUUUAACUUUGUCACCAAAUGGGGAAGCUUUUCCUUCACAAAGCCUCUUUAAUACCUGUUAUCAUGACUUCCACCAGAUCAGUUCCAUGAUCGCCUGACUGCUGCCACCUUCAGCAUCCCUAGUCCUGCGCAGAACACCAGGUUUCCUCUCCUUGCAGGAGCAGAGCCUGCAGAGGCUCACCCACAGGAUCGUGUCUAAAUGCUUAAAUCCUUACAGGGCUUUGCCAGUCUUCCAGGCGGCUUUGUAUGUUUCUGCUGCCUUGGACUUCUCUUCUUCCUUCAGUCUGUUCUCUAUCCCUCUGGAAAACUGAGAGCAAGCAAACUACUAUAUUACCAAAGACUGCUUUUGUGCCCUCUGCUUUUUACAAUCCCUCUUGAACCCUCUUUGUAUCUGUUCUAAAGUACAUCUUGGUCUUCUGUUUUUCUCUUGUACCCUACAUCUAAGCCAAAAUGGGAAAUAUCAUUGUUCUUUCAAAUGAGACUUUGAGGGGCUGGGCAUGGUGGUGCACACCUUUAAUCCCAGCACUCAGGAGGCAGGGACAGGCAGAUCUCUGAGUUCUAGACCAGCUUAAGGUACAUUCAAAGUAAGACCCUGUCUCAAAAAAAAAAAAAAAAGAAAAAAAGAAAAGCCAUAGAUGGUAGCGAGUAAAGGCCUCUGCUGCUAAUCUUGGAGAUUUGAGAGUUUGAUCCCUGGAUCUAUAUGGCAAGAGAGAACCAACUCCCAUAAUUCAUCCUCAGACUUCUGCACAUGCCCCUUGGUCCAUCUACACCCCUGCAAUACACAGAAAAUAAAUAAAAACAUAAACGUGUG
Mastomys coucha (southern multimammate mouse) is the source of this 4570-nucleotide messenger RNA. It is a transcript of the gene Irf9, whose product is annotated as interferon regulatory factor 9. Gene Ontology annotation, cellular component: nucleus. Bases 439 to 1665 code for a protein of 408 amino acids. Gene Ontology annotation, biological process: immune system process; regulation of transcription by RNA polymerase II. The record is from RefSeq and is a predicted model, not a curated record. NCBI's taxonomy places the organism in Eukaryota, Metazoa, Chordata, Mammalia, Rodentia, Muridae. The transcript is spliced from 9 exons. Gene Ontology annotation, molecular function: DNA-binding transcription factor activity, RNA polymerase II-specific; protein binding; RNA polymerase II cis-regulatory region sequence-specific DNA binding.